Messenger RNA from Pisolithus orientalis, 2381 nucleotides. RefSeq lists its product as uncharacterized. Gene Ontology annotation, molecular function: DNA binding. The transcript is spliced from 3 exons. Gene Ontology annotation, biological process: regulation of DNA-templated transcription. NCBI's taxonomy places the organism in Eukaryota, Fungi, Basidiomycota, Agaricomycetes, Boletales, Pisolithaceae. The coding region runs from base 1 to 1968 and encodes 655 amino acids. The record is from RefSeq and is a predicted model, not a curated record.
AUGCUGGUACUGAAGGCCUCAUAUGUUAUCGAGGCAGUGCACGGAUGGCGUUGCAAACACCAGUUAGAGCAGGGGACCGCGACGCCGGGGUACUAUCGUGGGUACGCUCAAUCGGCAACCCAGAGAGUGGGACCAAAUGUUACCGAUGACUAUGAACGGUGGUACACCGACGCAACGCCCAGCAACCGAAUGGUACUCUCUCUUCGCUGUGGUAUACACACCGAGAUAGGAUGGGCGCUUGAUCGGCUGCACAGGCUUUGCACGAAUGACCAGUUCGCUCUCAAAGCCAUUCCAGGUCUGACUGAAGCACUUUUCGAAUGGCCCGAGUGGUAUGUCACGGAGGGACAUCUGGAGCCCGAAGGUUGUUCUUUCUUUACAUCCUCAACGGUCGCAGAGAAGAAACGCCGGCAUGCAGUGGAGUCGCUCUUUAUCCUACGCAACUCAGUCGUGAACGAGCCUAAUGUCCAUGAGCUUGCAAACCACUCUCGGACGCAACCACUGCUUUUCCGCGCCCUCACUAAUCUCGAUUUGGAUGCUGAAACUAACAAUGAAUUUCUCCUGAACACUAUAGAGCUCCUGCAAGCUAUCUCCCCGAGCGUGGUACUACCCACUCCAUCCGCAGACGAGAAGGAUCCCCUUGCUGGGCUACUGCACAUAGUAGAACAUUCUUCCAAUCGGUCUUUGAUCAUUGCGACUCUCACUCUUCUUGGCCAGCUAUUUUUCAACACUUCAAAUUUACCCCGCCUGCAGGCAGAAUCCCCUGCUCUGUCUGCCUCGAUACGAUACCUUCCGCUCUUCGUUGAUAAACCUUUGGUGGAGGCAUCCCUUAAUUACCUUUACGCUCAUCUUUCACAUCCACCAAUGGUAAAGUCUUUUUUUCAUCACCACCUGAUGCCAAGCGCGCUUCGCGUUCUUGUGAGUCUCCUAUUGUCGGAGCAAGUGGAGGAGACGGUGUCGCAGGACAUCUCUUUCCCUGCAAAGACGGUCCCCGCGGUUACAAUGGUUACACCUGACCAUGAUUUGACGCGAGAGGAAUUGGACCGCCUUCUGCCAAUGCCAGAACCUCAACGCUGUUACGAGUGGAUGCGAACUAUGUUCGUGGCUAAACCAGAAGGUGAAAUGACUCAAGUUGACUUCUGGAACCUCUACAAGGAUGCGUUUACACCGCACGUCGAGCGUUUUCCUGUUCUGGUUGCGUCUGACGUCAUCAAGAACGUGAAUGUAGUAUUUCCCCAAGCCCAGGCGAUGGUACUUCCGGGUCCUCCGCAACGGUUCGUUGUGCGAGGGGUUGACCGACGGAAAGAAGCACAAGACAGCCCAAGGUUCAGAUGUCAGUGGGACAAGUCUCAAUGUUCGGUCCCAGCAUUUGGGUCCGUGGGUGAACUAUACGAUCACCUUCUCCAACAUAUAGAUGCCCUCGGGGUUACCGAACCAAUAUGUCUAUGGUCAACGUGUUCCAUCUCGCUUUCCAAGGCGUCCCUGAGGUCGCAUGUCUUAACCCACAUGCCUAGUGCACAACUCCCAGCGAAACACGCUUCACAAGAUGAAAUGGUGACUCUUUCACUAACCGACGAGGUGUAUCCUAUCGUAGACCCGACUCGGCGGGAUCUGCCGCCGCUACGCAAUGCAACUAUCACUUUCCGUCGACCUGCUGCUGAUCCACCUUCUACAUCACUCACGGCAUUGCUUAUCAUCCGCAUUCUCUUCCGCACCUCCUUUGUCGCAACAGACCUGGCUCCACGUGCGGAUGGUGAACGAUUUGGUUUCCCAGGGGUUGUUGUAGAAGAUGAGGGGGAUAAUGUUACAAACGAGGAAUACGCGUACGAGGUUGAAGGAGAGAGAAGGGGCAGACGUGCAUUCGUGGGUGUCAGGAGAAUGAUGGAGGAUGUGAGGAUUAAAGAUGAAGCACUCAUGAGUUGGAUAGUGGAAAUGAGCCAUGCGGCAUAUGACGGUUUGCCUCAGUCGUGAAUGGCGAUGGAGACGGGAGCCGAGCCCUCCCCCCCAUUCCAGGUGCAGGGCUUACCGUCGGCCGCUGGACCCCGAGGUGUCAGCGGUGUCAUAGGGCAUCCUUGCAUUUGUCUCCAGAGCAUGUCACACCGAUAGUCUAAAAAGUCGAUCUAACGAGCUCGCUUCUCGACAGAAUUUGACCGGGAUUUCUACAAUGCAGCUUUUCGAUAACGAAGACCCCCAUGGGCAGCCCUCUUAAAAGAGUAGAAGGAAAGCAGUCAAUAUAAAGCAUGCUUACACCUAGUAUUGUCGUCGAAUAGCUGACUGCGAGCCACUGUUAUCAGCUGGCCCCUUUACCGCGCGAAAGAUGUGCCCUGGACGACAACAUUGAAGCGCGCAUACCCACUCCGUUUCACAGUGUACCAACAGAAACG